CUUUGCUUUAAACUUUGCUUUGACUUCAUAAUAUAUCGACGUUUGUCACGAGCCCGCAUCAAGACAUCCAGCAAAAAUCAUGUUUCCGACAAUCGUGAAAAUUUUAAAGAAGGAAUCUGACCAGGAAGCCGGUGUUCCGUUCACAACCCUAGUGACGAAAAUCCGAACCACUCCGGAAGGCUCGCAGUUUGAUGCGGAUUCCCUCCCGGAAAUGGUCCGGCAGGAACUAGAAAAGGCUGCCAGGCAGGGCCUCGUCGAGUUCAAAGACGACAUCGUGAAGCUCCGUCCCGCGUCUUGCGAGUCCAGUCCUCGACUCCCGGACUCCCCGGAAACAUCCACCCCGGAAGUGACCACGCCGCCGUCCCAGCCGGAAAUCGUAACGGCGGACUUCAUGGAACCGCCCGUGGAUCGCAAUGUGGUGGUGACCCCAACCCGACCCGUUCCGGAGGUACGUAGGGCUUCGACCCGGGUGCGGACGGUGCCGCCAAGGUUUGUGGUCCACGAGGACACCAUUGUCGAAGGACGGCGUCCGGGACGGCAGCGUCGGACUGGUGCCAUCGGUGGACGGGCCAAUCGACACCCGGCGGCGAGAUCCCGGUCCCGAUCCAGGUCGGCACGACGCGUGCGUUCCGCGUCCAGGGGCCGCGGAAGAGACUAAAUUAUUGCGAGUGUUGUACGUGAAAUUUGAAAUAUAUAU
This is a messenger RNA of Culex quinquefasciatus (southern house mosquito), 697 nucleotides long. RefSeq lists its product as uncharacterized. The transcript has 2 exons. The record is from RefSeq and is a predicted model, not a curated record. Bases 80 to 658 code for a protein of 192 amino acids. NCBI's taxonomy places the organism in Eukaryota, Metazoa, Arthropoda, Insecta, Diptera, Culicidae.